Molecule: messenger RNA, 2287 nt
Organism: Tetranychus urticae (two-spotted spider mite)
Lineage: Eukaryota; Metazoa; Arthropoda; Arachnida; Trombidiformes; Tetranychidae
Gene: Spt-I
Product: serine palmitoyltransferase subunit I
Biological process (GO): ceramide biosynthetic process; sphingosine biosynthetic process
Cellular component (GO): endoplasmic reticulum
Molecular function (GO): serine C-palmitoyltransferase activity; pyridoxal phosphate binding
Source: RefSeq, a predicted model, not a curated record
CAUUAAAAUCAACAUGCUUCAGGUUUUACAUUGAUUCAUUUUUUAUACCAAUGCUCACUUGGUUCACUCAAGCUCAGCUGUUUUACUAGUUUUAUAUUUUCAUUUACCUUUUCUUUUUCCAUGUUAUGGUGGUUCCUUAGUUAAUUUUGUUUUUCUUACUCUAUCUUUUUCAGUUUCUAAAACCAUGUUCUGAUAGUCAACUUAUGUUUCUAUAUUGUUUCUAUUAUCUCAACAAUUUAUAUUCCGCUAGCAUUCAAUACCACUAGCAUCAUCAGCCGUUGUUUUUGUAUAAUUUUCAUCUUCAUUGCCUCUCUAAACAUCUAUACUUUGUACCAAUAUUUCCAAAAUGGAAUGGCUCAAUUGGAACUCUAUCACAUCUUAUUUACGCAGCAGUUUAGGCUAUCACAUUUUACUUGAAGCAUUUCUGUUGCUCAUUGUUGUCUAUUUAAUGUUCCUCCGUAAAAAGAAAUCAAGACGACCGGCAAAAUUAUCUGAAAAGGAAAAGCAAUUAUUGAUUGAUGAAUGGAAACCAGAGCCAUUGGCACCUGAUAUACCAAGUGAUCAUUAUGCAUUGAACCCAAAAAUUGUCACAAGCAAAUACGGCAAGCAUAUCAUAGUGGAUGGUAAAAAGUGUCUUAAUCUAGCUACACACAAUUAUCUCGGAUUAAGUGAUGAAAAAUCGUUGGAAGAUGCAGCUCUCAACGGUUUAAGGAAAUAUGGAGUUGGCUCCUGUGGUCCUAGAGGUUUUUAUGGAACUGUAGACAUUCACCUCGAAUUGGAGAGUCGGCUAGCUAAAUUUUUAAAUGUGGAAGAAGUCAUUUUAUAUUCAUAUGGACUGUCCGCUGUAGCAAGUGCCAUUCCUGCUUAUGCUAAAAAAGGUGAUGUGAUAUUUUGUGAUGAAGGAGUUCAUUUCGCCAUUCAAAAAGGCUUGACAGCAUCUCGAAGUACCAUAAAAUAUUUCAAACAUAAUGAUGUAGACGAUUUACAUCGACUUUUGAUUGAACAGGAAAAAUUUGACAACAAGAAUCCAAAGCUUGCUAGAGUCAUUCGGCGAUUUCUUGUUGUUGAAGCGUUGUACAUGAAUUAUGGAGAUAUCUGUCCUCUGCGUGAAAUGAUGGAACUGAAAAAAAAGUACAAAGUUAGAAUUUUCGUCGAUGAAACAGUUUCAUUCGGUGUUUUAGGUGAACAUGGUAAAGGAAUCACUGAGCAUCUAAACAUACCUAUUGAAGAUAUAGAUCACAUUUCAUCAACCCUGGAACACGCCAUAAGUGGUUACGGAGGUUUUUGUGCUGGUACAACUUUCAUAAUCGAUCAUCAGAGACUUUCCGGUCUAGGUUACUGUUUUUCUGCAUCUUUGCCUCCUCUUCAAGUAGCUGUUGCAAUUGCAGCUCUUGAUAUGUUAGAAAAUAAACCCGAUUUAACAGAGAAACUUCGUUCUAACUGUAUAAAUAUGCACCAAAAACUGUCCAGAUUAUUAUCAUGCCGUGUUCAUGGAGAUCCUAUUAGCCCAGUUAAACAUUUGCGAUUUUCUAAAGAAUUGAGUUCAUACGAUGUCGAAACAGAGCAACUUGAGAAAAUCUGUGAUCAUGCACAUCAAAAGGGAUUUGCUUUAGCCAUAUCACGAUAUCUUGAUGAAGAAGUUUUGAAAAAUCGUCCGAGUAUCCGUCUGCUUAUCAAUGCUUCACUUGAAGAAACCGAGUUAACCGAAAUCUGUGAUGUAAUAGGAGAAGCUUUCGACAAAUUUAUUAUUCUUUGAUGUAACCAUGUUACUAGACCUCAUACACAUACAAAACACAAAAUGCUCUAUUUUAGGUCACAAAUACACAUUCCUCCAAUACAAAAUGGUAAGAGAUUAUGACCAAGAUCACGAAAUCCUUUCUGCAGCUUCCAACAAGUAAACAGCAUUACCUCGUACUACAAUCAUUCCCAAUUGAACCUUAGAAUCUUUGGAUUCCUCUGUCGCCUCAUCCAAUACCAAAUUCAUGAAAGGGUCAAAACCACGUAGGAUUCCCGAUACUUUUCGAGCACCAUUUAGUGUAAGAGUCAAUUGUUUGUCUAAAUAUUUUUUCAACUCAGGUGGGUGAGCACGACUCAUUUUCAAGCCAAAGUAACAGCUUUUUCACACAAAAUAAAAAAAAGGUCAAAACUUGAUACCAGAAAGUUACAAAAAAAAAUCAGCAAUCUUUCUUUGCACUAAAACAGAAAGUUGAUGAUUCACAAAAUAAUUUAUUACAAUGUCAAUUAACUAGAGAGAUUUUUUACUGACAAUAAACAAUGCAAUUUAAAA